Molecule: messenger RNA, 3499 nt
Organism: Maylandia zebra (zebra mbuna)
Lineage: Eukaryota; Metazoa; Chordata; Actinopteri; Cichliformes; Cichlidae
Gene: gcgrb
Product: glucagon receptor b
Biological process (GO): cell surface receptor signaling pathway; adenylate cyclase-activating G protein-coupled receptor signaling pathway
Cellular component (GO): plasma membrane
Molecular function (GO): gastric inhibitory peptide receptor activity; peptide hormone binding; glucagon receptor activity
Source: RefSeq, a predicted model, not a curated record
UGGACUAGAGCUAGUUUGAGAACUCACAGGUUGUUUUUUCGUUCUUACUUUAUAAAUCUGCCUCUGGACACUGUAAUACAUAGUCUGUCUGCUGUGGACCUACCUGCUGUGAUGGGCCGGAUGAACAGCGGGCAGUGUGGGGGUGCCAAGAGCGCAAGAGGAGGUCUGGAAGCAUAGGCCAAGUGGUGAAACAGGGCUGAGACUGCCUCAUGAGUUGGGCCUCUUCUGUGUUUUGGUCCCCACCCCCAUCCUCCCAGCAUCAGUGGGAUGUCCCAGGUGUGUCUCCUCUUGGCCUUGCUCAUGCUCUGCAGCUGCAAAAAGGUCUCCUCUGCUAACUCUCUUGAGCUUGUGAAGGAGCAGUGGAGCAGCUACAAGAACCAGUGCCUUGACCACCUCGGUGCCACGCCCCCUUCAACAGGGCUGGUGUGUAACAGAACCUUUGAUUUGUAUGCGUGCUGGCCCGAUGGACUUCCAGGAACCACUGUAAAUGUCUCCUGCCCAUGGUUCCUGCCAUGGUACCAUAAAGUUCAGGAUGGUCUGGUUUACAGAUUCUGCAGUGAAGAUGGCAAAUGGGCACAGAAGAAUACCAGUGAAUGUGAGGACGACCCUGGUGAGCAGUAUGGCCGCAUCCUCACUCAGUUGCGGAUCAUGUACACAGUGGGUUACUCUCUCUCACUGGGGGCUUUGCUGCUGGCACUGGGAAUUCUCAUCUUCUUCAGGAAGCUCCACUGUAUGAGAAACAACAUCCACAUGAACCUGUUUGCCUCAUUCAUCCUGAGAGCUGUGUCCAUUCUGGUUAAAGAUGCUUUACUGACCCUCACACUGGAUCCCAGAAGCAACAGUGACUCACAGGCACGAAGCUGGGUCAACAUACCGGCUGUGAUGUGGUGUCGUGGUGCCAUGGUGAUGAUGCAGUACAGUGUAAUGGCCAACAACUAUUGGCUUCUGGUGGAAGGCAUCUAUCUUCAUAGCCUCUUAGUCAUCACUGUAUUCAGCGAGAGGAAGUACUUCUACAUUUACCUGGCCAUUGGUUGGGGUGCUCCGCUCAUAUUUGUGUUGCCAUGGAUCACAGUGAAAUACCUGUAUGAGAAUGAAGAGUGCUGGGAGAGGAAUAUUAACAUGGGAUAUUGGUGGAUUAUCCGAUCUCCUAUACUUUUUGCUUAUCUGAUUAACUUCUUCAUAUUUAUCCGUAUUAUUAAAAUCUUAAUGUCUAAACUUAGAGCUCACCAGAUGAGAUACACUGACUACAAGUUCAGACUGGCAAAAUCUACCCUGACUCUCAUUCCCUUGCUUGGGAUUCAUGCCAUCCUCUUCACCUUUGUCAUUGAUGAAUCUGUUCCUAAAGGCUCUGUUCUGCGCCUCGUUCGCCUCUUCUGUGAUCUCCUGUUCAACUCCUUCCAGGGCCUGCUGGUUGCCAUCCUGUACUGCUUUGUCAAUAAAGAGGUGCAGUCGGAGAUGCUGAAAAAGUGGAAGAGGUGGAAACUGGGUAAGGACAUUGAUGAGGAGUACCGCCACACACACAGCCAAACGCCACACGUUAAAAGCGGCAGUAUCGCCACUGGCAAUGUGCCCAACACCGGUGACCCAAAUGUUGACUGGCCUCACUUCAACAAAGCCAACAGCGGCCCGGUUUGCUCCACUGCAGCUGAGGAGAACCGCAAACUCGUUGUCUCCUUUAGCAACGGGACAGGGAAAUGCAGACCUGCCAAAAGCAGGCACACCCUGCACUUCUCUUUGCAAUCGCACAGAGGCGCCACCAGCAGCACUGCCACAGAGGAUGUGUGUCUGGAAGAGCGCGUGAAGUACCGCUCAUAUACUCUGGAAGGAGAGGAAACUAAUGUCUGACUUCCCUGGGACCUCAUCGCAAAAACUCUCACUGAUUGCGCUUCUUGCUUUGGAUCCGUGCUUAUCAUGUGGCAGUUGUAUAGCUUGAGCAGGAAGAGGAUGAGGAAGUAACAAACAGGGAUCAUGAUGUUCACUGAUUCAGAACAUUGCAGGAAAUGCCACUGAGUCCUGCCCAGCUGCAUAUGAGUAUUUAUUGCUUCUGGGAGAUGGAGGAAAAAACACUUAUUGACUUCAGACAUUAGGAAUGAUCAAAUAAAUCAAAACUUUACUGGCGUUCAGUGUGCGUACGUGUGUCUGCCUGUGCACAUAUGGAGGACAGCUAUUUCAACCCUUCUCACAUCUUAUCCGGUGUAACCAUUGUGGGACAUGCUUGUGUCGUGUGUGUUUGCAGCAGUGUGCACUAAUCUGUGGUACAGAAGAACCUCUUGGUGUCAAAGUAUGAUUUUAUUUAAACUUUUGGUUCGAUGGAAAUGAAUGUGAAUUGCACCAUGAGAGACUCUUAAUGUCUGAGUGGUCAGGAAUUGCAAUUUACUGGAGACCUCUCUAUCUUAUCAUGCUGUGAUAGGAGUCAGUGUUUGCUAUGCUGAGGCAGGCACACAGAAUAUGGACUCUUUCACCUUUAGAAGGAACAUGAUACAAAGUUUAACUUAUUCUGGUUUUAACAAGCCAAAGCCAAACAAGAAAAUAAUAAUAUAUCACAGGUUUGUUAUUGACUGCAUAAAGCACGAAAUCCAUAUUUUUAUUCAUCUACUCCAUUUUUAAACAAAUUUUGACUGAAUGUAUAUGGACAGAGGAGUAAUUUGGUUGAACUGAAUUUUAAUUGAAUAUUUAACUGUAUAUAUAUAAUUAGAUGUACACGCUCUAUCCAGAGCCUCUUGGAUUUGUCUGACACCUAACUCAAAUUCCUCAUUUGCCUUCAUUGCCUCAUUGUAAGAUUCAUGCUUACACGGUUACAGUCACCGUCAGCUGCACAAUUUUUCAGGCGUACUUUAAUUUUUAGAAAUAUAAUUUUUGCACAAAAUCUACAGCUUGUACAGAUGUCCAAAGAUUGUUUUAUAUUCCAGGACGGUUUUUAAAGAAAAAGGUUUUGCAUUUCAAAACACAAUGUAUGACUAAGAUUUUUUGUUAAUGCACCACAUUGACAAUGAAAGUUAGAUUGUUGUUAUGCUUUCUAUGUCAAACUUAGUAACGCAGAACAAAAAUUGUGCCCCACCCACCAUAUUUAUUUGUUGCUGGGUUUUUUUGAUACCGUAAAUAAAUGAAGCCAGCAAUGAAACACUGCUUAAAAAAAUUAAGAGAAGAUACAAUCUUCACAGUAUAAUACAAAACCAGUGAAACUUGUGCAAUAUCAAUUUGUCUAGUUGGGAAGCAUACGUUUUAUAGGGCUGUAGCAAUGAUGGUCAUCCUAAUUUAUCCAAAAUUAUUAAAUAAAAACAAUAUUAAACUCCUCUAAAAUGUGUGUUCACUAAGUGUGAACUAUUGCUAACAGGCAUGAUGUACACAUGAAUUUGAAAGCUAUCAGUACCUCUAUUGUAGCAAAGGUAUUUCCAAAAUUAAUUCUUGUUUCAUUGUAGUUCGUGCAAAGAAAGCAGAACCUGACACUGUGUUUUUUUUUUAGAAUAAAUGUGGACAUUUAUUACAGAUAUUUUUAUUA